Messenger RNA from Tilletiopsis washingtonensis, 1309 nucleotides. RefSeq names its product Metallo-dependent hydrolase. The transcript is spliced from 8 exons. NCBI's taxonomy places the organism in Eukaryota, Fungi, Basidiomycota, Exobasidiomycetes, Entylomatales. Gene Ontology annotation, molecular function: hydrolase activity, acting on carbon-nitrogen (but not peptide) bonds, in cyclic amidines. The coding region runs from base 104 to 1294 and encodes 396 amino acids. The record is from RefSeq and is a predicted model, not a curated record.
CACCACAGCGCGCAGCCUUGCAAGCCAUACAGCGCACAACGCACACGGCGCACGGCACACGCAGCGCCGCGCAGCCCGCUCAUCGCAGCCCACCCUCGCCGCGAUGCCCGACCUCGUCCUGCCCGGCGCACUGCACCACGCACACGUCCAUCUCGACAAGUGCUACCUGCUCGACGCAUGCUGCUCGCUGGGCGAUGGCACGUUCGACGAGGCCCUGAAGAAGACCAGCGCCGCCAAGGCGCACUUCACACAGGCCGACGUCGAGGCGCGAGGAGCGCGAUUCAUCGCCGCGGCACUGGCACAUGGCGUAGUCGGCAUGCGUGCACACGUCGAGGUGGAUCCUACCGUCUCUCAUCUCUGUCUCCAGGCCGGUCUUUCCCUCCGACAGCGCUUCGCCUCGCGCUGCGCCGUUGUUCUCUGUGCCUUUGCACAGGACGCCCUCUUCUACCCCGACGCCGCAUACGAGGCGCACAUGCAUGAGCUGCUGCGCAGCGCCGCGUCGCACGAGGGAGUCGGCGCCGUCGGAUGCGCCCCUUAUGUCGAGGCGUCGCGCCACAACUCCCUCCGAGCACUCCAAUUCAUCUUCGAUCUCGCGCAAGAGUUCGGCAGGGAUGUGGAUCUGCACAUCGACUAUACGCUGGAUCCCGCCUCGCCUCUACUCUGGGACGCCUUGGCGAUGCUCAAGCAGCACACCUGGCUCGUCCACGGCCGCACGAGACGACUGACGCUGGGCCACGCCACGGUUAUUUCGACGUUUGCAGAGCAGGAUCUCGAUCGUCUGGCGCGAGAAUGCAAGGGCGAAGAAGUCGCCUUUGUAGCGUUGCCACACUCGGAUCUGUACAUGCAAGGACGAGACGUGGAGUAUUCGAGGAGAUCAAGAGCAACAUUGCCGGCGCUGGACUUGGCAAGGAGAGGCGUGAGAGUGGCGGUGGAUGUCAACAAUGUGGGCAACCUGUUCACGCCGCAAGGAGAUGGUGAUCCACUUGCGCUGCUGCCGAUGCUGGUGGGCGUGUAUCAGGACGCAACGCCCGACUCUCUCGAGCUACUUCUCCAAAUGGUCACCACAAAUGCCGCCUACGCAGCCGGCUUCCCAUCUCCUGCCUCUCCUCUUGAGCCUCGCGCCAUCGACUUGGCCGCGGAGCUAGGCGCCGAAGGGACUGCGACGCUCUUGCAUGACUGUGCGUCGGUGCAAGAAGCGGUUCUGGCGCCGCCGCAUGGAAGAACGGCAUGGAGAAACGGGAGGAAGGUCGCGGAGAGGAAAGUGGAGAGUUGGGUUGCUGAGGAAGAUCAAUGAGAUGGUGCUUCUGGC